GUUGCUGGCCAGGUGGCGGAUAGACCGGAAUGUUUUGGACGUAUGUUGUAUGUGAUGAAUGAGCAAUGCGGUAUUUGCCUGCUGUCACAAUUCCAGCCACUUCGCAGAUGAUGGAUGGAAAUAAGAUUCGGAUUAAGUUAUGUGCAGUUUGGUCUUCUCUUAUUCCUGUGGCCACUAGUUAGCUGCCAUCUCACAUGAGCUUGAGUCCUGCCACCUAUAAGAAUCAUCCAGCAUAUGGAAGAUGUUCAUGUGGAAAUGGAUAUUGCAAGCAAGUCAGGAUGGCUGCUGAGGAACAUCAGCAACUUUCUGCCUUUGUGAAGAGCAUACAUCAGAUGCUGAGAUCGGAGGCUCAGAAAAUUGGUGCUGACAAAGCAUGGAAAGAACACUGCAUGAAAACAGAUAUUUUGCAGAAAUAUGCAGUUUCAAUGCAGAAAUUGGCCUCUACAUUCUGGGAACAAAAUUCAGCAGAUGAAAAGAAAAGUGCUCAGUGCCGAAUAAAAUGGAUAGUUGAAAAAUGUGUGCUGUAUUUUUUUAAAGGAGAAAUGGAGAUGAGAAGGAUCAAAGAGAAGAAGAAAAUUAAGAAAACUGGAAAUGCUGUAGAAAAAUGUGGAGAAACAUGUGCUUUAUGUGUCAGAGUUAUUUCAAGUAAAGAAGUGCAAGGUGAUGGUGAAUGUCUUACAUUGUUGGAUGUUGGUAGUUGUUACAAUCCUUUCAGAGUAUAUCCAUUCUUAAAUGUUAUUCCUAUUGAUAUUGCUCCAGCAAAACCUGAUGUAUAUGUAUGUGACUUUCUAAAUAUGGCUGUUGUUGAAACUGAAGAACCAGUGAUUCUGAAUGGCAGGUCUGUUGUAGAACUUCCAGCAGCUACAUGUGAUGUUGUUGUAUUUUCUCUACUGCUGGAAUAUUUUCCAUCUCCAAAGCAAAGAUACUUAUGUGUCUGUAAGGCAUACAACCUUUUAAAACCAGAAGGUCUUUUGUUUAUUAUCACUCCAGAUUCAAAACAUUCAUCAGCAAAUGCCCCACUAAUGAAAAGCUGGAGAAUCACACUGGCACAGUUGGGGUUUUCACUAGGUUAUUAUGAAAAAUUACCACACAUUCAUUGCAUGGCAUAUCGGAAAGAUAUACACCCAGAAGUUGCGAAACACUGGGCAUAUUAUGAACUGCGCAAACAAAAUGGUGUAGAAACAAGUUCCAAGUUAUACAUUCCUCAAGAUUUUCAGGAAAUGCAAGAUAAAAGUGAUAAUAUACCACACCCAGAGGGUGAGAGAACAAUCCAAGACAAUGCAUCACUAGUGCAGAUGUUCUCACAGCUUCCAUAUAACUCCGAAUAACAUUAAAUUUGAGAAUAAAUUGGGAUUAUGGUUAUUGUCCAACACAUUAUAGUCAAGCAAAUAAAGGAAUGAUUUAAGCUUUUAAUGGACCUCAACAAAAAUCACAGUGUUCAGGUUUUGUAAGCCUUCCUUAACACUAGUUGUAGGAGUGUUCUGCAGCCUCAGAUGGUCCUCUAUUACCGGCCCCUAAUGAUUAGUGUGUCUGGAGAAUUUGUGGAAUGAUAACUGGCAUGGGAACACUAUUGUGCCUUAGUGUUACUUCAACCAUCUGCAAUUCCACAUGGACUGCCCAGAGAUUCAAUAUGUUGUCAUGUAUUAAGCACCAUCCCAUAGCGAUUCCAUUGGUGAAAUGGUAACUGCCAUGGAAAAAUUGUUGUACCUCAGUGUUACUUCAGCAAUCUGCAAUUCCACAUGGACUACACAGAGUUUCAAAAUGUCAUGUUUUAAGAGAGCUACUAUUCACACAGUUUUUUUUUUUUUCAAGGAAGGAAUACAGCUGUGAAACAUUUUCCCUUUGUGUGAUUUUUAUAUUGAAAUUCCCAGCAUGUGUCAUGUUUCAGAAUUUCCUGCACUCAUGUAUGAUGAAAAUGACGUGUUUGCAGACAGAGACUGACAUUCAGUUUGUGCAGUAUUGUGUACUUCACAAAUGUUUUAUCGUUUUAUUAAAAAUUUUACAGUGCCAGACAGGGCUAUAAGUUUGCAUGUGUAUGGAUCAUAAGAUGGCUGCAAAGUUCAUAGUAUUGACACAUGUGGUUACUUGUUAUUCUGAUACUUGUGCCUUUAUUAACUGUAUUGUCUGCUUCAUGGGAUUUCUAUAGUUAAAAUUCAUUAUAAUAA
Molecule: messenger RNA, 2165 nt
Organism: Cryptotermes secundus
Lineage: Eukaryota; Metazoa; Arthropoda; Insecta; Blattodea; Kalotermitidae
Gene: Samtor
Product: S-adenosylmethionine sensor upstream of mTORC1
Exons: 2
Coding region: 195-1328 (377 amino acids)
Biological process (GO): negative regulation of TORC1 signaling
Source: RefSeq, a predicted model, not a curated record